AAUGAUUGCACCUAGUUAGAGAGAGCAUAAUCCCCAGCUACCACUAAAUUCAACCACAUCCUUCACAUUUCUUCAAUUGCAUGCCAUUAUUUGUUGAAACGGUAAUCACAACGCUGAGAAAAAUCAUGUCAUGAGAUGUCUAUUUCCCCAAGACGGGGAUAUGUGUGUGUGACCGAUGAGGCGCUGAGCAAAAAACAUCCAAGAUUUGGAAUCUCUUGCGAUGUCUUCACCAACCAAACAUUUAAGUGCCCAACUACCUAUCAAAGUUAGACUAAAAUUCGCUUCAACUACCAGUCUUCUCUCUCUAUUAUGGUCGCCUUUGUCCUAAGAAUAUUUUCUCCUAUUAAUACUCGACACUUGUUAAUGAUUGACAACAUCAACAAACUUCAAGCAUAGUUCCUUCUCCGCAUCUCCUCUCAUACAAAACAUACACUGAAACUAUUUACAUCUCCUUUGAGCUCCUUUGUAACAAUGGCUGACAUGGAUCGCGCUUCUGAUGAUGUUUCUGCAGAUUCUACAGCAGAGCAAACCAGUCAAGCUUCCAAGGCUGAGUUUUCUGAAGAUGAGGAAACCCUCAUAACCAGGAUGUACAAUCUGGUUGGUGAGAGGUGGUCUUUGAUUGCUGGAAGAAUUCCUGGAAGAACAGCAGAGGAAAUAGAGAAAUACUGGACUUCAAGAAGCUCAACCAGUGAAUAAGUACAAGAAAAUGACCAAGUUUCAUUCACUCCUGGAACAAAGAAAAUUUUGGGCCUUUAUAAGUUGUAGAAGUUAUAUGUUAUGGUAUAUGCAAAGAUGACCUUAUAAAGGGUACUGGUAUUUCGCGUUUUCACUGUAACCAAAGGGGGCAUGCCAUAAAGCCUCUAUAAUAUUCUUCUUCGUCGUGAAUUGCUAUUUGAAGUAGUGCUAGCCACCUGCGAGUAUCUUCUUAUUCGUAUAGCCUAUAGAAUAUGCUUUAGUGAGCCCUCUGGAAUCUGGAUGUUUUUUGCUUCUCCUUCGAGAGUUGUAAUUUGAAGUGAAGGCCACCUGCGUGUAGUCUAUCGCAUUCUGGGUUGGUACAAAUUCUUUCUUUCAAAGCAACCACGAGUGGUGAAAGUUUUCCUGAUGAAUUAUAUUGUAAAGAUGUCUUGUGAAGUCACUUCACAGUUCACACACACAACUUGGAAUUUGGAGGGUUGAAAUCUGAAACUGGGUAUGUUAUCUUGA
Prosopis cineraria is the source of this 1203-nucleotide messenger RNA. Its product is annotated as MYB-like transcription factor ETC1. Gene Ontology annotation, molecular function: transcription cis-regulatory region binding. The transcript is spliced from 4 exons. Bases 472 to 696 code for a protein of 74 amino acids. The record is from RefSeq and is a predicted model, not a curated record. Gene Ontology annotation, cellular component: nucleus. NCBI's taxonomy places the organism in Eukaryota, Viridiplantae, Streptophyta, Magnoliopsida, Fabales, Fabaceae. Gene Ontology annotation, biological process: cell differentiation.